This is a messenger RNA of Procambarus clarkii (red swamp crayfish), 3051 nucleotides long. Lineage: Eukaryota; Metazoa; Arthropoda; Malacostraca; Decapoda; Cambaridae. The record is from RefSeq and is a predicted model, not a curated record.
GCUGAUUUGCUAGAAGCUCGUCUGGGCAGCAGCAGAGGCAGCAGUCGGAGCAGCAGCAGGUGCAGCAGCAGGAGCAGCAGUCCGUGUCCAGACACCGAGAAUGGUGGCGGUGGGUGGUGGUGGUGGUGGUGUGGGCGGUGGUGUGGGCGGCUGUGUGUGGUGAGGCUGGCCCAGCUCUCUCUUUUCCUCACCGGAGUAGCCGCCGCCACCCACCUCAUCACCGCCGCCCUCACCUCCGUGCUGGUUGCCCCGCCCGUGCCCCAGGCGCGCCCACCCGUGCCCUCCGUGCCAGACCGCCACCACCUGCCGCGGCCCGCGCCAUCCACACUGCUCGACCUGGACGACUUCCACUACGUGCACGAGGCGGCCGAGGCGUGCUCGCCCGCGCGGCUCUACUUCGUCUUCCUCGUCCACUCCCGCCCAGACCACUUCCGUCAGCGCCAGGCGAUCAGGGCUACAUGGGGCGGUUACAAGGACCUGGGCGGCGGGUGGGCAGCCCGAACUGUUUUCCUGCUGGGGCAGGGUAGUGGGGGCGGCGGGGAAGUGGGCGGGGAGAGCAGCAUGGGCGGCGUGGAGGUGGAGCGGGUGGUGGAGCAGGAGGCGGGGCGGCACGGAGACCUGGUGGUCGGCAGCUUCACCGACCACUACCACAACCUCACCUACAAGCACGUCAUGACGCUGCGCUGGGCGGCCGCCCACUGCGCUAACGCCAUCUACCUCGUCAAGGCCGAUGACGACGCCUUCAUAGACGUGCCGGCGCUGCGGGCGCUGCUCGACCGCACCUUUAGCCACCCGCCGCCCAGCCGCACCCUCGCCUGCAACGUGCUGCCCGCAGGCACGCAGCCACAGCGCUCUGGGAAAUGGGCGGUCAGCGACACUGAUUACCCGUGGCCGGAGUACCCGCGGUACUGCGCGGGCCUGGCGUACGUGGCCACGCCCGAUCUGGCCGACGAGUUGGCCCGCGUGGCGCAGGCGGGCGUGGCCACCAGGAUCUGGGUGGACGACGUGUGGGUGACGGGGCUCCUGGCCGAGGCGCUGCGCCUCCAGCCGCACUACCUCAACCUCCGCUACUCCUACGACCACAACGACAUGUCGGCGUGGGCGGACCGUGCCAAGCCCACCUCGCCGCCCCCCUACACCUUCGCUCACCUUGAUCCCGCUUGCCACGACUGGUGGUCCACCCUCAACACCCUCUGGCGUCACGCCCUCGCCGCCCACCACUCCGGUGACACGCCCACAGCUAACAAUAUUUCACACGCCAGAUAGUGUCACCUCCACGACACAUGUAUAUUAUGUAUAAAAUGUUCAAGUAUCUCAAGCUACUGAAAGCCUCAUCAUACAUACAUACAGUCAGUCCAGUUUGUUGUAUAGUCCGUCGUUAAGUACCGAUUGAACGCAAUAAAUUCUUGUGAACAACAACGUUUGUUACCAUUUUCUGGCUUAAUUCGCCACUUUUUUAUAAUUUGGACAUAUGUGUCGAAUAUGUCGACGUGAUUGUGUGUGGUGUAUGUCGAAAACAUUGUAUGCCGACAUGUGUUUUGUAUGUUGAAGGCAACAUACGCCGUAGUCUGACAUGUGUUGUCGUGGUGUUUUAUACGAUUUGAAUAAGUGUGCGCGCGCAUGCGCGCUUUGUGCAACUAUUCCAUUCUACGAAAUCGUCCAAAGCGUCAGGAAAUAAAACAAAAAUAAACCUCACUAAAUACAUCAGGUGGUUUUCAAAAAAUAGCAAUAUGUAUCACGAAAAAGGUCAUAUAUAAACAUUUUUGAUAACAUGGAUAAUAAACUGUCUUUCAAGACUAUCUUGAUUGUACGAUCGCCGUUGGUUGAUAAUUGUAACGAAGAAUGAGAAGUUGAUCGCUACUCGCCUCUCUCAACAUUCCUUCCGUGCGGGAAAUUAAAAUAAUUUGGAUGAGGGAAACUCAAAUUUAGAGAUGUUGAAGAAAAAAAUAUAAGUACCGGCAAUAGAUUUUACAUAUUAGCUCUGAACCCAAUCUUUAUAAAAAUAAUAAUAAUAAUAAUAAUAUAAUAAUAAAAAAAAUAAUAAAAAUAAUAAUAAUAAUAAAAAUAAUAAUAAUUAUAUAAAUAAUAAUAAUAAUAAUUACUAAAUUACUACUAAGCUCACUUUAAUUUCAAUCAUAUUUUGAAUUGCGUAUGACCUUUAAUAAAUAAAUCAAUCAAUAAAUCCUAAAGAAUACAUAAAUCAGAUGCGUAUCUCUGUGUGCCAUUGAGAUGGACAAGCAUAUAUACAGUCUUAAAAAAAAUCCAAUCACAAACACUGGAACAAGCCUGCAGCACAAUCACACUUACACGUCAGCACAAUCACACUUACACGUCAGCACAAUCACACACAGACGACAAUAAGACUUGCGCUCCUUAACUCCAGUAUGCUUGUAUCGCCAACGUAUUGUAUAUUUGUAUAGAAUACUGUAAACUGUCCAUAGAAUUUGUUGUGCGUGAAAUGCCUUAUGUGCCAAACAUGUGUUUUCAAUAAUGUAAAAGCUUAUGAACAAAGCUUACAAUAUGUUCAUCAUUCAUACACCUAAAUGUUCAGUAACGAGACUCAGUUAGUAUUUUCAGAGUUUUCUAAAUGUAACCACGUUAAAUGUUUAACGUUAAACACGUUAAAUGUUGAACGUUAACUACGUUAAGCGUUGAACGUGUUUACUGUUGUGUAAAACGACUCGUCCAAUGCGAUUAAGUGUACUGCACUUCUUGAAGUUUAUCACAGCUAAGCAUAAGUGGAAGCAUUCCACGCUCCAUUCCGGUCACCAUAUACCGUGAAAUUACCACAACGCGUUAACAAAACAGCAUAGUCUCUCUUUAUUCACUUAUAAAAAUUAUAAAAUCGAAAAGUGCGUGGUAGCAAGGCUAGGAGAACGGUGAGGUGCAGCCAGCGUGGCGUCACAGGCGCCUCUACAUGCACGAACGACUCUGGCGUGUUGGAUUCAGAAGCCGCGUCGGCUACCUCCUGGUAAUCGGAUCACAGAUUCAGCUUUUGGUGUGAGAAAAUACAGAUACCAAAUAGCCGUAAAAUAUAUAUAUAUAUAUAUA